UCUGUUUAUGUACUGACUUGUUUGUGGUCGUCGAGUCAAGCGACUACCGCCGUGUUAUACGAUUAUGUGAAAAUAGUUUUAAAAACCUCCAAAAUGCGUGGAAUAAUAGCUACUGUUUUAAUCUUCGCUUCAUUCCAAAGUCUGGACUGCUUGUCCCACGUGUCAAAUUCGCGUCUAAACUUUUUUGACAUCGACCUCUUUCGAGCUGUGACCGACGGAAAGAGCGGGAACAUCAUGGUAUCUCCAGCCAGCAUCAAGUCUACAUUAGCAAUGAUAUUAGAAGGUGCAAGAGGUCCGACAGCUAGUCAAAUACAAACUGCUUUGAGACUGGCUCCCGAUAAACAUGAUUACAGGGAACAGUUGAGCGUUUUUAUGAAGGAUUUUGAGGUAAAUACAUCAAGUGUGACUGUCCAAAACGCAAACGCCAUAUUUAUAUCCAAGAAGCUUCAACUGAAGAAAGAGUAUGAGAUGGCGGUGAAACGCUCAUACUUUGCAGAGGUGAACAAACUGGACUUCGGGAACCCUGCGACUGCGAAGAACUUUAUCAACGGCUGGGUGAAUAAGAAGACUAGGGGGUAUAUACCCGAUAUUAUUGAUCAAGCACAAAUCAGCCCAGUAACGGAACUCCUGGUAACAAACGCGCUAUACUUCAAAGGCACCUGGCUACACGAGUUCGAGCCUAGCCGGACUCCUACCGAGUGCUUCUACAAAAACGGCGUCUGUAAGCAAGUCGCCAUGAUGGAUCUAGAUACUGAACUCAAUUACGCCUUCGUCGACACUUUGAGAGCGCACGCUUUGGAACUGCCUUACCAAGGCAACCGUUUCUCUAUGUUCAUCCUGGUGCCACAAGACCGGGACGCUGGCCAGGCUCUCAUCCGCGACCUGCCGUACAUCGGGCUGGCCGGCAUCAUGGCGCUGAUGGAGAAGACUGAUGUGCUCCUCACCAUGCCCAAGUUUACCGUGGAGUAUGAUGAGGAUAUGGUAGCAGCUUUGCAAAAUAUGCGCAUCACAACUCUAUUCACUCCUUCAGCAAACCUGUCGGGCAUUUUCGAAGGGACCCCGGCUUACUUGAACAGUAUCUUCCACAAAGUCUACAUGUCGGUCGACGAGACAGGAACCAUAGCUGCAGCGUCCACAGCUGGCAUGGUGGUGCCUCUGAUCUUCAGUCAAGUCCAACUGAGAGUGGACCGACCCUUCGUAUUCUUUAUUUAUGAUAACGACAACGGAGUGGUCCUCUUUGAAGGAAUGAUUGAAGACCCCACUGAGGUUGUUGAUAUGGGUGAUAUGUUCAAUAGACAUGGUUCCACUGUAGUUCCAGAAGCGCCACCCCAAGCGGUCCGAACUCAGUCAUCGCAGAAAUUUAACGAUACCACCUUAAUAAUGACUCCAUCGAUACCUAUUCCUCCGAUCUAUCCUAGCCUCAGCCAGUAUUUGGAUCGUCAGCCGUCGACAAACAAACCAAGUAGCGAAAUGAGCACAGAUUACCCUUACACUCAACAAACGAACGAAGACCCAACCCCAGACACACAAACGAACACUCCAACUACGAAGACUGAAAGGUACUGGUAUCAAAGAUUUACUGAGUUUUUAGGAUAAAAAAUAAUGAUAGUCAUUUUACGACAGAUUUCAAUAAAUUAUCUAUCUUUUACUUGCUUGCUGCAGAUAUGAAUUGGACAUAAGUCACAUCUUUAGUAGGUAAGCAAACCCAUAGACAGAUAAGUUAUUGAAAUAUAGACUAGUGUAGGAUCAAAUCGUUUAAAUAAUUUAAUUUCAGAAUGCAAGGUAAAAUAGAUUAAGAGAAUUUCGGAAAUAAUUGUUAUCAUUGAACAGAUUGCUCAUGAAAUGGUAUAGAACAAAUAUUGUUAUUUCGUAAUGUGAAUUAUAUGUAUGACAUUGUGA
Molecule: messenger RNA, 1899 nt
Organism: Helicoverpa zea (corn earworm)
Lineage: Eukaryota; Metazoa; Arthropoda; Insecta; Lepidoptera; Noctuidae
Product: leukocyte elastase inhibitor-like
Exons: 7
Coding region: 94-1596 (500 amino acids)
Molecular function (GO): serine-type endopeptidase inhibitor activity
Source: RefSeq, a predicted model, not a curated record